Protopolystoma xenopodis is the source of this 2193-nucleotide messenger RNA. Lineage: Eukaryota; Metazoa; Platyhelminthes; Monogenea; Polystomatidea; Polystomatidae. The record is from the annotation of a GenBank genome assembly.
AUGCAAUUACAAACUCUGCGUCAGAGCCCUGUAUCUCGUGUUGGUGCCAUCUCUGGAGCUCCUAUUUCCACUACAAUCACUGUAAAACCAACAAGCACGCUUCGUCUUAGCCUGGCUCAAAUAAGUCCUCGACUUGUCGGAUUAGGCAGUCGUGGCCACAGAGCAAACUGUUCAAUCCCUUUGCCCGGCAGAGCUGGUGUUUGGCUCUCGAGACUCUCUAACCAGCUAGACGUUCUGCCAACCAAGACUCGUCCUAAGUGCCUCUGCCUGAUCGGCACGGAAGGUAUAUCACACCCUUAUCUACUUAAGGGUUUGGAAGAUUUGCGCCUAGACGACCGAGUCAUGCACCUUCUUCAGCUGGCUAAUCUGGCCCUACGAAGUUUACCCCCAGGUCGGGGUGUGGCAAACUGCCGACAGGCUGAGCUCGCUGCUAAUACAUAUGCUAUAACUCCACUUGGAGUUCGCUCCGGCCUUAUUCAAAUGGUGCAAGGCGCCGUUCCACUAUUCAGCCUCUACAAGCGUUGGCAGAAACGUCAUCUUGCAUCAACACCUGAUGAUACUAGCUUUCCUGCUGAAGCUUCCUCAUCCAGUUCUUUAGUGGCUGUACCUCGCCCUGCAGAGCUUUUUCACAAACGCCUUCGCGAUUUGCUUCCUGAUGGACUAGCUGAUCCUCAAAACCGAGCAUCAUGGCCCCUUGAAACAUUGAAGCAAGUUCUCGCAAGUUUGGAACGCGAGACACCCGACGACUUACUUUCUAGAGAGCUUUGGGCUUCCAAUCCAUUAUCUUCAUCUGCAUGGUGGCGCGCUUGUUGUAAUUUUUCCCGUUCCAAUGGGCUUUCAUGUAUGCUUGGCUACCUUGUAGGCCUAGGUGACCGACACCUGGACAACCUACUAAUUGAUUUCACUACUGGCCAGCUAAUCCAUAUAGACUACAAUGUAUGUUUCGACAAAGGCCGCAGUCUUCGUGUCCCGGAGCGCGUGCCGUUCCGGCUGACGCGCAAUCUGCGCCACCCACUCGGACCUAGUGCGAUGUCGACAGUGUGGCGAAGGCCUCAGGUGAAUGGAAUGUUUCGUUCAGCCGCGAUUUCCACACUUUCUACACUACGUGACAUCGCAGAUCCAAUACUUAUUCAACUAGAAGCUUUCCUGAUUGAUCCUUUGGUCGACUGGUUGCGCGAUGAUAUCCCCUCAGAUGCGAAUGGAGGGGGUCCUGUCUACAUAGAUUCUGCUUUCAUGGCGGCAUAUCGAGGAGGCGUGUAUCUUGUUGGGGAAGAAAAAGAUGAUUCUCCCAUAUACGCUGCUGACUACUCAUUGGCCGCACGAGCUCGUCGGGAUCGCCGCUUCCGAUCAGAGGCGUUGCAAUACUGUUUAUUGGCAGCCACUCGUAUAGCCUUGCAAAAGCUACGACUAGACUCUAACCGCCAUCUGUCGGCUGCUUCAACUCGUCUUUCUUCUUGUCUUGAUGUUCUUCAGACGCGUUUAGCAGCCUGGGCAUCUUUUAAGGCCGUAGAUAAUGAUUGCAUCCCGCUCCGUCGUCGUUUAGAUAUCAUUGGACGUUUAUGCGAACCUCAAUCUCUUGCUGGAUCUCGUCUAGCUGAACUUGAAGCUAGACAGUCUGCUUUUAUAACUGCACAACAUCAGUUACGCCGCAUUAGUGAUCAAGCUCGGUCAUUUUUGACCGUUUGGUCCAACGAUUUGCGACUCCUCGCAUCUGGGUUUGCCUCUCUUGUUCACUCUGCUAGUAUUACACGUCUUAUGCUUGCUAUUGAGGAAGCCAGGCAAAAUUUCGACAGCGAGGAGCAGGCAUUAUCAGCAACCGUUGCCCAGCUUGUCUCAAUUUUCUCCAAGUAUUAUAGCAUCGCUUGUGGCUACCUGGGACGGUCCGAGGGUUUGCUGUCUGCCUCUUCUGUUCGUUGGAGUGAGGAACCUAUUCGGUUACUCGAGGAAUUUAGCACUUCAAUUUCCGCCGAGUCUAUAGAUGCGGCCGAUAACUUGGUCUCUGAUUGGAACUUAGUUUCCACGAAGCCACUGCUUGUUAUUGAAGCCAACAAUGUCGAUCGAUUGACAACUUACCUAAAUGACUGGAUGCAGUCUCUUAUCUACGAACUUUCCUGUCUCGAACCUGCCCAAACCCCUACUACUAUUUCUGAGGACUUUGACACCGCUGUGAUGCCUGAUUUGAGCAACAUUGGC